Messenger RNA from Pteronotus mesoamericanus, 918 nucleotides. Its product is annotated as SPRY domain-containing SOCS box protein 2. The transcript is spliced from 3 exons. Gene Ontology annotation, biological process: proteasome-mediated ubiquitin-dependent protein catabolic process; intracellular signal transduction. Gene Ontology annotation, molecular function: protein binding. Bases 116 to 907 code for a protein of 263 amino acids. Gene Ontology annotation, cellular component: SCF ubiquitin ligase complex. NCBI's taxonomy places the organism in Eukaryota, Metazoa, Chordata, Mammalia, Chiroptera, Mormoopidae. The record is from RefSeq and is a predicted model, not a curated record.
CGAGAGAACCACGGGAGACCGGGACAGAUGGGUCAGUCCCGAACGGGAGCGCAGCUUGCAGAAGAGAGGCGCCCCAGCAAGACUCUUUCGGGGAAUCCUCCAGUUCCUCAUCUCCAUGGGCCAGACGGCCUUGGCAGGGGGCAGCAGCAGCACCCCCACCCCACAGGCUCUGUACCCGGACCACUCUUCUCCCGAAGGCUUGGAGGAACUGCUUUCUGCUCCGCUUCCAGACCUGGAGACUCAACGGCGCCACGGCUGGAACCCCAAAGACUGCUCAGAGAACAUCGUGGUCAAGGAAGGGGGAUUGUGCUUUGAACGGCGGCCCGUAGCCCAGAGCACUGAUGGGGCCCGGGGUAAGAGGGGCUACUCGAGGGGCCUGCACGCCUGGGAAAUCAGCUGGCCCCCGGAGCAGCGGGGCACCCAUGCCGUGGUGGGUGUGGCCACGGCCAACGCCCCGCUGCAGGCCGACCACUACGCGGCGCUGCUGGGCAGCAACAGCGAGUCGUGGGGCUGGGACAUUGGACGAGGAAAGCUGUACCAUCAGAGUAAGGGGAUAGGGGCCCCCCAAUAUCCAGCCGGACCUCAGGGUGAGCAGCUGGAGGUGCCGGAGAGGCUGCUGGUGGUUCUGGACAUGGAGGAGGGAACUCUGGGCUACGCUACUGGGGGCACCUACCUGGGACCAGCCUUCCGCGGACUGAAGGGCAGGACCCUCUAUCCGGCGGUAAGCGCUGUCUGGGGCCAGUGCCAGGUCCGCAUCAGCUACCUCGGCGAAAGGAGAGCGGAGCCGCACUCCCUUCUGCACCUGAGCCGCCUGUCUGUAUGCCAGGCACUGGGGGCUGCCCGACUGGGCCAGGUAUCUGCUCUGCCCUUGCCCCCUGCGAUGAAGCGCUACCUGCUCUACCAGUGACCCUGUGAUGC